AUACAAACUUUGCCAUCAACCCAAUAAAUCCCAGCUUUAUUCAAUUUCAUUCACAUUCAUCAUCACUUGUUAUUUUGUUUAUCAGUCGAAACAUACAGAAAAAGAGAAUCUAGUUAAAAACAAUGUCAAAAUCAAGCGAAAAUGAAAACCCUCAGCCCAAUCUAUCUCACACAUUCAAAUACUUGCUCGCUACUCAAUUUUUAUCAAGGGGAAUACCAUUCAUAUUCAACACAUGGAUUGUUCGGCAUCUUACUGAAGAAGACUAUGCGUUGUAUGCUGUACAAUUUCACUUGUUCAUUACGUGUGUGCUUUUUCUUAGUCAAGAGGGCUUCAGGCGAGCAUGCAUGAGGGCAGACAUUUAUAGUGGCGGAUCAUCAGGGGGAGGGAACGCAGCAAAACUCUUGAAAGUAGCAUGGAUGACUGUCCCUUUAGGAGUAAUUAUCACAUUUGCAGGAUGUAUUUUUGUGUUAUGGUGGCAAGAACUAAGUUAUUCUAGUCAAUAUGCACAGGCUAUAUGGAUACAUGGUUUUGCAUGUAUACUGGAGCUAUUAGCUGAACCCUUUUACAUCUUAUCUCAGAAUUUGCUUCUCCUCAAGUUGCGUCUGCUAGUUGAAAGUGCAGCUACCCUUUCACGUUGUAUAACUACUUACAUCCUCAUUGUAAAUCUACCUGGCAUGGAGAAAGCAAUUAUAUUCGGCUUGUCGCAAGUUGCAUUUGGAGCUUGUGUGUUCUUUGGCUACUGGGGCUACUUUCUUCUUUUUCACAUUUAUAGCAGUUCUGAUCUCUUUCCUUUUGGUGUAGGAAACGGAGGCAUUGAUGAACAACUUUCAAAAAUGUGUAUGUUGUUUACCUUUCAAUCUUUUCGCAAGUUGCUUCUUCAAGAAGGACAAAAAAUGGUUCUUGUAUGGUUGGACACACCAUAUAACCAAGCAGUAUAUGGGCUUGUAGACAAACUAGGCAGUUUAGUGGUUAGGCUGGUGUUUCUCCCAUUUGAAGAAAGUUCAUAUGCUACAUUUGCAAGGUCUGCAUCAGGUGAACAGACACAGAAGCAAAAGAAACUAGGAAAAAGUUUGACCGAGGCCUUGAAACUUGUUUUACUAAUAGGUUUUGUAGUCAUGGCCUUUGGACCUAGCUACUCCUACUCGCUCAUUAGGUUGUUGUAUGGUCGCAAGUGGAGUGAUGGAGAAGCUUCAACAGCUCUACGAUACUAUUGCCUCUAUGUAAUUUUGUUGGCCAUGAAUGGAACAACUGAAGCAUUUUUGCAUGCGGUUGCAAAUGAGACUCAACUCAAGCGCUCAAAUGAUUCCUUGCUUGUAUUCUCGUUGAUUUAUCUGGUGUUGAAUGUUUCUCUUAUACGUUCAGCUGGUGCAAUUGGCUUGAUUUUAGCAAAUUCUUUGAACAUGGCUCUUAGGAUCUCUUACUCAGCAGUAUUCAUCAGGAAUUAUUUUCAGGAUUCGUCCUCAUUUUCCUUUCGCAGAUGCCUGCCCUCUGGUUGGACCUUUCUACUUUUUUCUGGUAUAGUCACUCUAGCUUCAGAAAAGAUAUUUAUGGAUCCGGAUGACUUCUGGAGAACAUUUAGCAUUCAUUCCUUAGUGGGCAUAACCAGUUUCAUGCUAGCAGCCUUUAUCAUCUAUCGUCGUGAGAGGACCUUUAUCAACAAUAUCAUACGUUUCCGGGAGCACGCUGACUGAAGAAGAAAGUCCUACCCCAUGACAGGAAAAACCUUAUUAUCUGUUAUGUUUUGGACAAGAAGAUAGCAGUUAGCUAUUCAAUGCAUAUCGACAAUUCUUUGUUGCAUCUCAAAGCGAAAAUCAUAUUUUACUAGGUAUGAAGGAACUCUCUUUGGAUGUUUUCAUGAACUGGUUCAUGUUCCUUCGAGUUUGGCCAUAAUAUUUGUUUAAUGCUGCAAGCAUGUGUAUUUACUUGUUGGGGUUCCACAUAGAAUUCAAGUGGUGUUGUUGUAAUUGUUCAAAUCAUUGAGCUCAAUUUUCCAAUUGUAAAAGAAUGCGUAAUUUCUGAUAAAGUUCAGUGAAGGAUGAGAAAGUUAUUUAUUAAGAGACCACAUUCUUUUUAGAAC
Molecule: messenger RNA, 2077 nt
Organism: Capsicum annuum
Lineage: Eukaryota; Viridiplantae; Streptophyta; Magnoliopsida; Solanales; Solanaceae
Product: protein RFT1 homolog
Exons: 15
Coding region: 123-1691 (522 amino acids)
Biological process (GO): glycolipid translocation; dolichol-linked oligosaccharide biosynthetic process
Cellular component (GO): endoplasmic reticulum membrane
Source: RefSeq, a predicted model, not a curated record